CUUGACGGAAGCAGCUCGAUGGUGAUGCUUUGCUUGCUUUGUGGGGUUUCUACUGUAGAUGUAUCAACAAGAUAGCUGCCCACCAUGAAAUUCAACACAAUUCUUGCAGCGCUGCCCGCCGUGGCAUCAGCAGCCAAGAUGGCACUACCAACAGCUACCGAGCCGGCCCACUUGACCGCACGCCAGCAACCUACCCCGACCGCAGAGGAUGCAAGCUCCUUGAUAACCGCCUGCGCUUCAUCCUUCUCCGCCCGCGAGGCGAUCUGGUCCUCGCUCGUUCCCCAACCCAGCGCUCUGGUCUCCUAUUACUCGGAGCGGUACCGUUCGGUGACGGAUGAGUGCGGCAGCCACGUCGCCGACGCGACCGCCGUGGUGCCCGAAGACGUGCAGUCGCUCCAGUACAGCUGGGCGGACGGCAUGUUUUCCACCCUGAGCGCCAACAACUACUUCACCACGCCUGCCGGGUGCACCGGGGUAUACCGGAGCCUGUACGACGAGUGGCUCACGAGCAGCCUCAGUGCGUACGAGUCGUGCGUCGGCGCCUACAACUCGAGCACCUCUGCCGCUGCGGCGGCCGCCUCGACCGCCUCCACCACUGCCGCUGCAAGUCCAAGCGAGACGCCUGCCAAUUCGGGCGCGGCGGGGAGGAUCGGUGUUUCAACCGGCCUUUUACUCGGCGUCUUGGCUGUUUUUGGUUACAUCUGAGCUGGUCAUGAACUGCGAAGGGAUGGCUCUCGGAAGCUGUUUGCGUAUUUAAACCGGCCAAGAGAGACUAAACUCUCCACGGGCGGUGUACCCUCGGCUUGCUCGGGCAGCGACAGUCUGACGGAUGUGGCUGUGUGGCGCACGAAUCAAUUCUCCGAUGACGAAUGCCUAGAAUAGGUCCGAGCACUUAGUACUUAAAUUAAUAUGUAUGCAAGAGUUGGGAACCUGACAUGUUACGACGGGCCGCGACCGCAUCUUGAAUGCCAGGAGCUGACUUGCAUCCCAGGAACCUUUGGUUGGACUCACUAUAACGGUAAUUAUUUUGCACAUGCUCAUCCUCAUAGAAAGAAUACAAUUGCGGUGGACACGAGAUCUCGGCAAUCGUACACAAGCAUUGCAACACCAACCCGCCAAGUUAUCUGUGCAGCGUUCCCCCAUAUUAG
This is a messenger RNA of Pyricularia oryzae 70-15, 1148 nucleotides long. RefSeq lists its product as uncharacterized. Bases 85 to 705 code for a protein of 206 amino acids. Lineage: Eukaryota; Fungi; Ascomycota; Sordariomycetes; Magnaporthales; Pyriculariaceae. The record is from RefSeq and is a predicted model, not a curated record. The transcript has a single exon.